Molecule: messenger RNA, 3219 nt
Organism: Vollenhovia emeryi
Lineage: Eukaryota; Metazoa; Arthropoda; Insecta; Hymenoptera; Formicidae
Exons: 7
Coding region: 845-2239 (464 amino acids)
Biological process (GO): SCF-dependent proteasomal ubiquitin-dependent protein catabolic process
Cellular component (GO): SCF ubiquitin ligase complex
Molecular function (GO): protein binding
Source: RefSeq, a predicted model, not a curated record
AAAAUUAUCGUCGUGGGACAGUAUCGCAAGGGACGCAUCGUGCAAUAACCAGAGGCAUAUCCAUAUCCAAAGUAAAACGUGAAUAAGUUCGUCACGCCAAGUAAAACGGUGAAAUUAAGAGUUAUAUGAAAAGCCCAUUGCAGUAAAUCCCGUGAAUAUGACAUCUCAUCAAUUUUUAUAUCCUGAGAGUUGUAGCCGCUAUCCCUAUGUCGGCAAAGUGACCGCUGGAGAGAGGCAUCGUGUUGACUUCAUUUAUCAAUUUGUGGAAAAAGCCUUCCCCGGGAAUCAUGAGUUACCUGGAGUAUUUUAUAGUGUCUCUGACAUAAUUGGGACACCUACCAUUUUUCCAGAUUAUGCUAAUUGUAAAUUUGACUUCGAUAUCUCUACGUCUCCAUGGCAAGACGAAACGCAUUCAAGAAUACUUUAUUGUUCACGGGAUAACUCAAUCAUCGAGCAAUUCAUCGAGAAUGAAAAUAAUUAUAUUGGUAUGCGACAUUUCACUUCAUAAUGGAAGAAAUAAGAUAUUGUUUAAAAAUAUACACUUGUGUUGAGAAGAGUGUAUAAUUAUAUUUUCUCUUUCGAAGAAAUCGAGUUUCGUGAAGCCGUAUAUCCAAUCCGAAUCUCUGUGUACGAAAUAUAUAAUCCUGGGAGGAUAAUUAAAAUUUGGGCUCAAGAUUCUCAUAACUUGCAGUGGUUUCAGUUGUGGGGUGGCAGGCUUGCGUCUUUGCCCUCGAAAUCAAGAUUAUUUUCUCCGCCAUUAAAGUCGUGUAACUUUAAAACCAAACUGAUCAAAUUACAGUUCAAGUUCAGCCCAAGUAUCUAUUACACGAAACUAGAUGCUAUAAUGCUUAUUGGCAUAUCAGAAAAAAUUUUUUGUUCUCACAACAGUCCUAGAACAUGUUUCGUUGAUUUUUUGAACAGUUUUACUUGCAACCAUUCUCGCCAAUAUCACACGGGUGUUUGUAAUUUGACGGCAGAUUACGAAAAUGCACAUUUAGAUAUAGCCUACCUUCAAAAAGAUUUUGAUAAAUACUGUAUUACUGUUAAAAGGAAAAAAGUAUCUCUGAAGGCAACCCGUAAUUAUAGACAGCUUUUCCAUCUUUCGUUUAAAGCUUAUCAAACAAAUUAUGUGAAGCCUACACAAAUUUCUAAUAAAUCCAAGAAGCCAUCAUGUGGCAGUUUCUUAAUGCUUUCUGAUGAAGUACAACUAAUGAUACUAAAAUAUUUAGAUUUGACGUCGUUAUGUUGCAUGAGCCAAGUAAACAGGCACUUCAAUACUUUGACACGAGAUUCUACACUCUAUACAUGUUUAAACGUGCGCAAUGUACGCAAAGCUGAUUAUAUUUGUGACAUAUUUUGUUACUUUAAAUCAAGAUGUAAAAAAUUGCAACGGUUGGAUCUUACUUCAAGCGCAUUUCCUGUUGGGGCUUUCGUGGAAUUUCUUAAGGUUUGCAGCAAGCGUUUAACACAUUUAAAGUUAAACAGAUGUUUUCUUAGGCAUUCAUAUAUUGACUAUGAUCCCGUAUUUAAAAUUAUUUCUGAAACAUGCAAAAAUUUGAAAGAAUUGGAUCUAGAAUUUGGUUGCGCAGAAAUAAGUAACAAAGCAUUGUUGUUUCUCAAAGAACUAGAAGGUUUGGAAUACUUAAACCUUCGUGGUACACAUACAGAAGCUAGUGUUCUUUGCAAAAUACUGGAAAAAAAUCGACGGAUUCGUGCAUUACAUAUAAAUAAUGUGAAAGAUAUAGAUACAGUUUUAAUAGAGCUGAAAAAUUUCUGUCCAGAUUUGGAAAUAUUAAAUUUGCACAAAGCACAUCACCUUACAUCGCGGGGUAUUAAUGCCCUCGCUGAAUGUAGAAAUUUGCGGAAAGUGGACCUUAGGUUUAAUUAUGCAGGUGACACUGCCGAUAACUUGAGAAGAUUACUUUCUUCUUGUCAACGUCUGGAAUAUAUCUAUUUGUCCCAUAUAUUCCUCGAUGAUUUUAAUCUGAAAUCACUAACGCUGGGUAAAAACUUGAAAGAGUUACAUUUCUUUUGGGUGGCACUUGAUGAUGAGAGGCCUGAUCAAUUUAGCAUUAUUUUUGAACGAUGUUCUAAACUGCAAAAAUUACGUUUCUAUGACUGUAACACUAGUGAUCUUUGGAUUAAUGAUUGGAAGAAAAGAUAUCCACAUGUGUCUAUGCUUUCCACUAGUAGGAAGGACGGGUUAAGUUCAGAUAUCAUCCGCCUCUUUUCAAGCUAGACUACGCCUUCAUGCGGACAAGCUGAUGACAAAUUCUGAAGGACAGAGUAAGGGCGCGACCACUUUUGAAUAAGUGGUCCAUAAAUAAAUGCAAGGAAAUGGGCCAAUCAAAUUCUUUAUGUAUAUGUACAAAUCUACACUAUUUCGCUCAUGCUUUUAUCGGUUUUCUUAUUUUUCAUAAUGUUUUAUUAUCACAACUACUGUCACUUAUUGACAGAAUUCUUUUUGCGAAUAUAAUUUUUAUUAGUUUCAUGUAUAACAUGUUCUUAGCUUCACAAACAUCUUUAAUAUCACGUACUUGACGAGAAAUUGUAGUUGUAAAGUUGUUGGAUUAAUGCCAAAUUCGUCGAAUAGAUGUCGAUCGACGACUUUUUGCACGCGCGACCAAUCAUUUCUCAUUGGAAUAUUGAUAUUAAUUUUACAAGCAGCUAUGAUUAAUUAUGCAAAUAAAUUACCGCGAAGGGAGAAGAAUAAACAACGCAUAAAUAAUGGUUUUCGCUUUAUUUAAUUCACAUCGUUAAACAUUUCGCUAUCAGAGAAAGGCACCUCAGACAACACGUGUAUUUAGAAGACGUUUUAAAGACUUGCUGAAAAGACGUUCAAAAUAUAAGUUUUUAAAUAAGACCUUUUAGUGGAGCGUACAUAACUAUUUACAUUACCGAUUGUUUACUCAUUAGAAAUACAUAACAUGGCCGAUCCGAAUAUAGUUUAUGAGAAUUUUGCUAUUAUUUAAAAUCUGGUAUUUCUACACUUUUAUUAUAUCAUCCAGUGUCACAAUAACACCAUUAAAGCGAAGCUUUCCGGAAACGCAUUAACAAGAAAAAGAUAAACUGAAGCAAUUUGAUAAAUCAAAAUAAAAAUUUCAUACUCACAUAACUUUGUUAACGUCAAAAACUCUGAUCUGAUUAUCUAUUACAGUAUAUAUACAUUAUUAUAUCAGCUAUAAUAAAUGCAUAAUAUGCUUCUACAUAUAUAUGUAU